AUGGCCUCAUCAAAGACGCCUGCAAGCUGGUAUGCAAACAGUGCGGGAUAUGAAACAAAGGCGAUUAAUUUGUUAAUGCAAAUGCAUUCUGUGAGGCAUGAAGCGCGUGUUGAUGAGUAUUCGCUUACUAGAAUGUGUAACGUGACAACAAAGUUGGGGAAUUCGUGGUACGGGAAGCAACUCCAUUCAUUUAUGGUGAAAAUUGGGAAUGAUAUAAGCGGGUUCGCAGUAAGUGCGUUAGUCGAUCUGUAUUCGAAAAGCGGGUGCUUUGAUGAAGCUUAUAACGCGUUUAACGGCUGCAGUUACGGGUCUGUUGAUGUGGUUUCGAAAAACGCAGUCGUUGCUGCGUGUUGCAGAGAAGGAAAAGUAGAUAUGGCGAUGGAGAUUUUUUCGAAUCAGACCGAGUUAAACGAUGUGGUUUCUUGGAAUACGAUGAUCGCGGGUUAUGCAAACGGGCAUGAUAAAAACGCCAUUGAAUUAGCUCGUGGUAUGGAGCGAAACGGGUUUAGAUGGAAUGCGCACACGUUCACUAGCGUGUUAAACGCAUCUCCGUCACACUCGUCUCCGGCAACUUUUCUUCUCCAACUGUCACUAACUCUUCGUCUCCGGCAACUCUUCUUCUCCUACUGUCACCAACUCUUCGUCUCCGGCAACUCUUCUUUCCGGCAACUCUUCUUUCCGGCAACUCUUCUGAAAGAUAGAGUUGCGUAUGAUUCACGGCAUCCUCCUAUUCAUUAUGUUGCAGCUAGUGAGGAUUUGCAUAUUAAUCUGUUUUUACUGUUUUUGUUUGAUUUUGGUGAAUUUUAA
Messenger RNA from Helianthus annuus (common sunflower), 807 nucleotides. RefSeq names its product putative pentatricopeptide repeat-containing protein At3g18840. Lineage: Eukaryota; Viridiplantae; Streptophyta; Magnoliopsida; Asterales; Asteraceae. Gene Ontology annotation, biological process: RNA modification. The record is from RefSeq and is a predicted model, not a curated record. Gene Ontology annotation, molecular function: RNA binding; protein binding. The transcript has 3 exons. Bases 1 to 807 code for a protein of 268 amino acids.